This is a messenger RNA of Anopheles maculipalpis, 966 nucleotides long. RefSeq lists its product as uncharacterized. Bases 1 to 966 code for a protein of 321 amino acids. The record is from RefSeq and is a predicted model, not a curated record. Lineage: Eukaryota; Metazoa; Arthropoda; Insecta; Diptera; Culicidae. Gene Ontology annotation, cellular component: cytosol. The transcript is spliced from 2 exons.
AUGGCCAACCCCUUAACAGCAGUGGUAGCGACAAAGGACUGCCAAGCUGUGCAUAGUUUUCUAUUGCACACAGAAAAGUUGAUGGUAUCGCUACCAUUUCACACGAAUCCGGUAUUUAAUCUUUGUACCUCCGAGAAAGCGAAUGAGGAAUAUCGGAACGCAACCCUGUAUUACCGCAACAUGACAAAUGCGCCCGAGUGCCAGAUAUACUUCGGGCACAAUCGCAUGAACGUGUAUGAAACGAUUUACAACCAGCUAACCGGGCUUUGGAAUUCUGCCAACUGUGAUGCUUGCAUCAGUGCGGUCAAUGAAACGGCUGCCUUCAUGAACCUGUCGUCGACGCUGGACGCCUGUCUACAAAGCUCCAAAACGCCCUGCGAAAGCUGUGACACCGACUAUCAAAACGUGCAGCAGCUGUACGCACAGAUGGACAAGCGGAUGCACGGGCCGGAUCAGAUGUGUUUCGAUAUAGCGGAUCGCAUGAACCAAACGCGUCGGGCUUGGUCCGGGCAGUACAACUGCUGUAAUGAUAAGCGGCGCUCGAUGGUGAUCUUUGCCUCGGUUGCCUCUGUUGCCUGUGUGAUUCCGUUUGUGUUUUACGCGCUGAUGCACCUGAUAACGGUACAUCGGGAACGGCGCCGUAUCAGCCUGCUCAGCGCUACGAGCGUGCAGGAUGAGUCAGCCGUGGCGUCGUGCAGCUCGCGUACCAAUAACGGAGUGCUGCGACAUCCAGAUAUGGAACGGAUUAUGGAAGCGGACUGUAGCGAGGAAAACGAUGGUGAGGAGGAAGAGAAGGAAGAACACAUUCCGAAGUCCGACGUGAACAAUUUGGAUGUAAAACAAAGCAAUUUGAUUGAUAUUUCUGAGGUGGAUAAUUCAUUGUCAGUGGAUGCUGAGGGGGCCGGAUUUAAAAAUAACGGUAAUCUGCUAACCGACGACUCGGACGAUUCGAGUCUACUGCUGUAA